Messenger RNA from Balaenoptera acutorostrata (minke whale), 4594 nucleotides. It is a transcript of the gene ZNF432, whose product is annotated as zinc finger protein 432. The coding region runs from base 314 to 2272 and encodes 652 amino acids. The record is from RefSeq and is a predicted model, not a curated record. Gene Ontology annotation, biological process: negative regulation of transcription by RNA polymerase II. The transcript has 5 exons. Gene Ontology annotation, molecular function: DNA-binding transcription repressor activity, RNA polymerase II-specific. NCBI's taxonomy places the organism in Eukaryota, Metazoa, Chordata, Mammalia, Artiodactyla, Balaenopteridae.
UAGAAACGCGGUACAAAAGCGGCUGACCCUUGUCGGUUGGUCUCGGGAGAGGGGGCUGGGCGAGGGGACCAGAAGUAAAAGAAGUUUGGGGGCUAAAGUGAGGCCCUGAAGAGGUCGCUGCAGGUUCAGGAGAGAACCAGGUGCUAACAAGAGACAAGAUAUGAAUGAAGAAAGAGGAGUUUCCAGGACCUAGAUAUUGUUAUUUCUGGGGAUACUUUGGCGACUGUUAUAUCUAACUAGAAAUUUCGGUAUAUCCAGAAGAGACAAAGACAGAGCCUCUGCGUUGCCAGCUAUUUUCAGAGAACAGAAGAAAAUGAUCCAGGCCCAGGAAACCCUGUCAUUCAAGGAUGUGGCCGUGGACUUCACGUGGGAGGAGUGGCAGCUCCUGGCCCCUCCUCAGAAGGACCUGUACCGGGACGUGAUGCUGGAGAACUAUAGCAACCUGCUGUCCGUGGGGUAUCGGGUCAGCAAACCAGAUGCACUGUCCAAGUUGGAACGAGGGGAAGAACCAUGGACAAUAGAAGAUGAAAUCCACAGUCAAACCUGUCCAGAAACUGGCAAAGUUGGUAAUCAUCUGCAGGGUGACUGGGAAAAUCAAAGAAUGCUGAAAGGUAGAGAACAAUACCAGGAACAUAAUGCAUUUGGAAAUCCUGUUCCUCAAAGCAAAAGUCAUUUCUCUUUCAGGCAAAAUAAUGAUAUGUUUGAGUUCUUUAUAAAAACUUUGAAAUCACAUUUAAGUUUAGUCAGCCAGGGCCAAAGCUAUGAAAUUAAGAACUCUACUAAAUGUAACGGAGAUGGGAAAUCAUUUCUGCAUGGUAAGCAUGAAGAAUUUAAUUCUCCAGUUCAAUGCCCUGUAAGUGCAAAACCCAUCAGUAGUAAGUCCCAAAUCAUUAAGCACCAAGGAACUCACAACGUAGAGAAAGCCCACAUAUGCGGUGAAUGUGGGAAAGCCUUUGUUAAGAAGUCUCAGCUCACUGACCAUCAGAGAGUUCAUACAGGAGAGAAACCUUAUGGAUGCAGUAUGUGUGCAAAAGUAUUCUCCCGAAAGUCCAGGCUCAAUGAACAUCAGAGAAUUCACAAGAGAGAGAAAUCCUUUAUAUGUGGUGAUUGUGCAAAAGUCUUCACCAUGAAGAGCCGUCUGAUCGAACACCAGCGAACUCACACUGGAGAGAAACCUUACAUAUGCAGUGACUGUGGAAAAGGCUUCCCAGGGAAGCGUAAUCUCAUUGUACAUCAGCGAAACCAUACUGGAGAGAAAUGCUACGUAUGUAGUGAAUGCGGAAAAGGCUUCACUGGGAAGAGCAUGCUUACUAUACACCAGCGAACUCAUACAGGAGAGAAACCCUACAUCUGCAGUGAAUGUGGGAAAGGCUUUACCACAAAGCACUAUGUCAUCAUACACCAACGAAACCAUACAGGAGAGAAACCCUACAUAUGCAAUGAAUGUGGGAAAGGUUUCACCAUGAAGAGUCGUCUGAUUGAACAUCAGCGAACUCAUACAGGAGAGAAGCCAUAUGUGUGCAAUGAAUGUGGAAAAGGGUUUCCCAGGAAGAGUAAUCUGAUUGUACAUCAGAGAAAUCAUACAGUAGAGAAAUCCUACGUAUGUGAUGAAUGUGGAAAAGGCUUCACUGUGAAGAGCAUGCUCAUCAUACAUCAACGAACUCACACUGGAGAGAAACCCUACAUCUGCAGUGAAUGUGGGAAAGGCUUCCCGUUGAAGAGUCGGCUGGUUGUGCAUCAGCGAACGCAUACGGGUGAGAAACCUUAUAGAUGCAGCGAAUGUGGGAAAGGCUUCAUCGUGAAUAGUGGACUGAUGUUACAUCAGCGAACUCACACUGGAGAGAAGCCCUAUAUAUGCAAUAAAUGUGGAAAAGGUUUUGCCUUUAAGAGCAAUCUCGUGGUACAUCAGCGAACUCAUACUGGAGAGAAACCCUUUACGUGCAAUGAGUGCGGAAAAGGCUUCACAAUGAAACGCUAUCUCAUUGUACACCAGCAAAUUCAUAUGGGAGAGAAGUCCUAUAUAUGCAGCGAAUGUGGAAAAGGUUUUGUCAUGGAAACAGAGCUCAUUUUACAUCAGCAAAUUCAUACUGGAGAGAAACCUUAUGCCUGCAAUGAAUGUGGCAGAGGCUUCACUGUGAAAAGCCGUCUAGUCGUUCAUCAGCGAACUCAUACAGGAGAGAAACCUUUUGUAUGCAGUGAAUGUGGAAAAGGCUUCUCCUCAAAGAGGAAUCUCAUUGUACAUCAGAGAACUCAUAAUGGAAACAAACCUUAACAAAGCAAUGAAUAUGGUCACACCUACAGGAAGAAAAUAUGCCUUGUCCAACAUCAGAGGGUUUCACACAGGAUAAACUACCUUUAUAUGUACUGACUGUGGAAAAUCCUAUUCAUAAUUGGUAUUGGUCUCAUUACCCACCAGAAAAUUUACACAGGAGACAAACUGUAUGUAUGCAAUUAAUGUGAGAAAGCCUUCAACACAAAUUCAGCACCUGUUGUACAUCAGAGAACUCAUAAAAGAGAGAGACUCUGUGGAUUCAGCAAUUGGGGGUAACCUUUCUCUCAUCUGUCAAGCCUUGUUAAUACACACGAGAAACGUAUAGGUCAAGGUACAUAAUCCUUUGCAGUGACUCUGAACUCAUUAUAUACAAGUGAACUUGUUCAGGGUACAAACCAUGAUAGUUCAGUGAACUCAUUAAACAUCAGUGUGCUCUACUUGACUAUCGUCAGUGUAGAUUAGCCUGUUGCUAGAUUUCACCCUUGGGAAACUAUGGAAUUUGCAUAGGAGUGAAAUUUAAUGAAUGCAGAGAAUGUGCUAGUGCCUUCAGUGAUGUUACCUCACACUGUAUGUCUAAAUUAACAUGUAGGAAAAAGCUCUGAUACAUACAAUGCAGAAAAGGCUUCAGGAAACAUUUCUAGGUAAUUAUAUGUCUGAAAAGUAUAUACUAAGAUAAAUCUUAUGAAUGGAGAGAAUAGGAAAGCCUUCUGUGGGAAUAAAAACCCUAUCUCAUCAGUGAUCAUAAUAGAUCACCAGUGAGCUCAUUCAUAGUAGCAAUAUGAUGAUCGUAGAAAUAAAACCUCAAUAGUUGCCUGAUAUGCAUGCUGGAGAAAAAUUUUCAGAUGACAAUGAAUAUGGCAGGAUUUCAGUGAUACAUUCUGCCUCAUCGCUUCUCAUGAAUUCAUACAGAAAUAGAAUGGUUUAUGAACCCACUAAAUGUGGAGUAACUUUAGCAAAAUAUCAGAGAAUACUGAAGGAAAGAAGCCUCAUGAAAAUGACGUAUACUUGAGUUUUCUCUCAGAAAUCUAAACUUAUUGUACACCUGAUGUCCAUUUUGGGACACAAUACCUUGAACCAUAUUAUCAAUGAUUCCAUAAUUUUAAAGUGGGCUCUUCUAAACACUGGUUAAAUUUUAAUGUUGUAUACAAUGCAGGAGUGUUCUGUGCCCACCUCAUAUCAUUAUAUGAUUCACUCUUGCAUUUCUUAGACUCUAAAUUCAUCUCUUUCAGUCUAUGUAUUUCAAAAGGAAAAGGAAUAUAUUCAUAUAUGUAAUUCAACAUGUUUGGAUGUAUUUAUCCAAGUUUAUAAGUAGCAUUAAGUAGUUUACAAAAACACCUUAAAAAUGAUUUUUCUAAAGUUUGUUUUGAGGACUUCCCUGGUGGUGCAGUGGUUAAGAAUCUGCCUGCCAAUGCAGGGGACACGGGUUCGAGCCCUGGUCCAGGAAGAUCCCACAUGCCACGGAGCAACUAAGCCCGGGUGCCACAGGUACAGAGCCUGUGCUCUAGAGCUCACGAGCCAUAACUACUGAACCCACAUGCCACAACUACUGAAGCCCGUGUGCCUAGAGCCCGUGCUCUGCAAUAAGAGAAGCCACUGCCUACGCACCUCAACAAAGAGUAGCCCCCACUCGCUGCAACUAGAGAAAGCCCGCACGCAGCAACGAAGACCCAACGCAGCCAAAAAUAAAGAAAUUAAAUAAAUAAAUUUUUAAAAUUUGUUUUGAAAUAGUUAUAGACUUACAAGAAAUUACAAAAUAUACAAAGUUCCCGAAUACCCUUACUCAGCUUCUUCAGUGAUAUUAUCUUACAUAACCAUAAUACAUCAUCAAAACCAAUAAAAUGACAUUGGUAUAAUACUGUUAAGUAAACUAUAGACCUUAUUUGGAUUUCAAUAGUUUUUGUAUGCAUUAAUUUGUAUGAGCUUUGUUUUGUUUUUUGAUAUAUAGAGUUCUAAGAAAUUUUAUCUCAUAUAUAGAUUUCUGUAAACCCCACCACAAUCGGGAUGCAGCAUUGUGCCAACACAACAUCCUCCUGCUACACUCUCCCCCAACCCUGACCCAUGGUGACCACUGAUCACACUCCAUCACUCCAACUUUGUUAUUUUAAGAAUCAUACAGUGUGUAUCCUUUGAGAUAGGCUUUAUUUCCCUCAGCAAAUUGCCCUUAAGAUCCAUCCAAUUUGUUGGGUGUAUAAAUAGUUUUACUUUUUGUUACUGACUAGUAAUCUUUUCUAUGGAUGUACCAUGGGUUUGUUUAUCUGUUCGCUGUUGACGGAUGUCUGGGUUGUUUCUGGUUUCACUGUUUUGAAUAAAAAUCUAUGAACA